This is a messenger RNA of Naumovozyma castellii, 1113 nucleotides long. It is a transcript of the gene SUA7, whose product is annotated as transcription factor TFIIB. The record is from RefSeq and is a predicted model, not a curated record. The transcript has a single exon. Bases 1 to 1113 code for a protein of 370 amino acids. Lineage: Eukaryota; Fungi; Ascomycota; Saccharomycetes; Saccharomycetales; Saccharomycetaceae.
AUGUCUGUUUCAGUACAACCAACACCAUCGCCAGCUACACCUGCCGCCCCCGCCGUUGCCAAGCCCAUCGCCGCUCAGGGAAGAAAGGGCCCCAACUUGAACAUCGUGCUUACAUGCCCUGAAUGUAAAGUGUACCCUCCCAAGAUUGUCGAACGGUUUAGUGAAGGUGAUGUCGUGUGUGCCCUGUGUGGACUGGUGCUUUCUGAUAGGCUCGUGGACACCCGUUCCGAAUGGCGUACCUUUUCCAACGAUGAUCAAAAUGGGGAUGAUCCAUCCCGUGUGGGGGAAGCUUCAAAUCCACUAUUGGAUGGGAAUAACUUGUCUACAAGAAUUGGACAAGGUGAAGGUACAGAUAUGAGAUUUACAAAGGAACUGAAUAGAGCCCAAGGGAAAAAUGUGGUGGAUAAGAAGGAUAAUGAGGUACAAGCUGCGUUCGCUAAGAUUACUAUGCUUUGUGAUGCUGCAGAAUUACCUAAGAUUGUCAAAGAUUGUGCUAAGGAGGCCUACAAGUUGUGUCAUGAUGAGAGAAGUUUGAAAGGGAAGUCUACGGAGAGUAUUAUGGCCGCAUCAAUAUUGAUUGGAUGUCGACGUGCUGAAGUGGCAAGAACUUUUAAAGAAAUUCAAUCCAUUAUUCACGUUAAGACUAAAGAAUUCGGGAAAACGUUGGGGAUCAUGAAGGGAAUACUGCGAGAAAAGAGUUCAGAUGGGUUCAUUAAGAUUAAUACAGAUAAUAUGAGUGGAGCCCAAAACUUAACUUAUAUCCCCAGAUUUUGUUCGCAUUUGGGGUUGCCCAUGCAAGUUACUACCGCAGCAGAAUAUACUGCAAAGAAAUGUAAAGAAAUUGAAGAAAUUGCAGGGAAAUCUCCAAUCACUAUUGCUGUGGUGUCCAUUUAUUUAAACAUUCUUUUAUUUAAGAUCCCUGUUACUGCGGCAAAAGUGGGUCAGAUUUUACAAGUCACUGAGGGAACAAUUAAAUCAGGUUAUAAGAUCUUGUAUGAACAUAGAGACAUAGCAGUGGAUCCACAAUUAAUUGCGAAUGGAACCGUUUCAAUGGAUAAUUUACCCAAGUUAGAUAAAGAUAAAAAUACUAGAAAUGAAAAGAAAAAAGUAUGA